AUGGGGAAACGAUUGAAGAGAACUCUGCCUUUCUGCUCCUGCAGCUCUCCUCGCCUCUAUUCCUUUUUCUCUCUUCGCGCUUCUUUCGCCUGGUUUGAGGAUGAUGUAUGGAUUGAGAUAGCAAAGUGCCUAGAUGGAAGGUCUCUGGUGAUGCUUGCCACUACCUGCAAAUGGUUCUACAAGACUCUAUCAGAAGAAUGUGUGUGGAAAUUUGCCUGCUUACGCGAUCUAGCAGUUCCUGAUCCAGGAGAUGCGUCUUUUAAGUGGAAGAAACUAUAUGCAUCAGCUUUUGAUGGGAGUCACUCUUACUUGUUUCGCCAGCAGGAGAAACACAUAGAUUGGAUUCGGAUUGGUGCAUUUUUUCUAGAAUCAUCAGCAGCAAUUGUGACAGAGAAGCUGACUAGUCCUCCCCGAAAGAUACCUCAAAAGGAGACUCUUGAACAGAUGCUGCAAUCUCGUGGCUUAUGUGUACUCACCAAUAUCAAAACUGGAAUCUGGAUUGCUGAUCUGCAGCUCGUACGUUGCCCAGUCUGUGACCUUAAUACAUGUGAUGGGACAAUGCAGACACUAGAUGCAAGGCAUUUUGAGCUUUUCAUGAAUGAGAGUUACCAUGAUGGAAGCUGGGAUUACACACAAAUCGGCUCACAUGAAACCAAAAAACAUGUAGAUGGAGCUUCUGGUGCCAUAUUAGACAUGAAACACCUUAAAGAUGCUUCCAGUGCUGAGAUUUUUAAUCCAAAGUCAUGGAUCGGAAAACAGAAUGACUGGCAGCCAAAGGCUAAGCUCACUCUUCAUGCUGUUGCAGUCAAUACAAAUUUGCAACAAAAUGACGGAAUUAAUGUCAAAUUCCAUGUCAUGAGAGCUGGAACUGAUGGCCAAAUCAUGGCGAUAAGAGUCUCUCAGCAGCUUCUGUAAACUCCCGCUUGGCCACGACUGGAGUACCUUGUACAAUUCUUUUUGAAUGCUGCUGAUCACUUGGCACUUGCAGUUUUGAGGCUAAUCACCACCAGCUUUACUCACCACUCAUUAGUGCGUGGCGGCUUGAAAGAUCAUAGUCAAUUUAUCAGCUUCCAUUAAGUAUCUGGGCACCAGGUUAUAUAUUAGUAAACUAAACAAUGAAAGAUAAUACUCAUUAUAGUCAUACUGUAGUGCAUAGAAUUUUUGGAUAGCAAUUGUGUUGGGCUAAGCCGGUAAGGCAAGGCAGGAAAAACUGAUGGUGUAUGUGCUGUAAAACUCGAGAUUACUAGAAUUUUUUAUGAAUGCUCACUUCUAAGGUGAAGUGGCCGAGCAGUUGCUCUCCUUUCAUUUGCUUGCUUCAUCAUGCUACCAUAUCAGUUACAUUAUAGUUUAGUUCUUCAUUGAAUUUAAUCAAAGUUGGACACUUAGA
Molecule: messenger RNA, 1387 nt
Organism: Chenopodium quinoa (quinoa)
Lineage: Eukaryota; Viridiplantae; Streptophyta; Magnoliopsida; Caryophyllales; Amaranthaceae
Product: probable F-box protein At3g61730
Exons: 8
Coding region: 1-915 (304 amino acids)
Biological process (GO): reproductive system development
Cellular component (GO): nucleus
Molecular function (GO): protein binding
Source: RefSeq, a predicted model, not a curated record